AUGUCUUCUUCAGCUGCUCAGAUCGCUCACGCCGCCGUCGAGUACUCCACCUUCGCCUCUCUUCGACUUGGAAGGACGGUUCAGUCUGUUGUUGCUCGCCUAAUCCGGUUCUGGGAUUCACGCAACGUUAAUAAGAACGUCGAGUUUAUGGGGAUUAGGUUGUUACUCCUCGAAGAAAUGGAUUCAGUUAUUCACGCUUUUACCCCUGCGAAUCGGGCAAGUCAUUACCGACCAUCGUUAAAAGCUGGUUGUAUUGUCAGGUUGGAGCGUUUUGAAGUUGCACGGGUUGCCCACAUGUACAAGGUGACGGAGCAUCAGUUCUUGAUCUGUUUCCUUCCAUUUACACGCCUUGGUGAGGUCCACACAGACGCCCCUGUAAUCAAGUCUGAAAGGUUCAUGAUGAGGCGUUAUGACCAACUUCAGGUGCUAGCAAACACCAACCUAGAGCUCCCAGAUGUUGUUGGUGAAAUCCGAUCUGUCCAGGGGUCUGAUCUGAGCAACGAUUCUUCCACCACCAGAGUUGUGGUUCGCUUCUUGAUUGAGCCGAAUGUAACUGUGUACCUAACUUUGUGGGAUGAGGCUGCAUCGACCUUCAGGGGCCUCUUGAAAUCAGGGGAUAAAUCCAAGGCUGUAAUGUUGGUAACCACGGUUAAUCCAAAACUCUUUGGAGGUAAUCUGUAUCUAAUCUCCACGCAAGGAACAAGGUUCUUUUUUGACCCCAAACUCCCAGAAAUAACAGAGUUCCUCAGCAGUGUCGGAGCUGCAUCAUCUCCAGCUUUUACAUGUGUGGACACUCUAGAAGGAAUCAAGAGGAAGGAACAUGUCUCAAUAGGGGAGCUCAACGCAUUUAUCUCCAACUCCGAUGAGCAGUUGGAGAGAAGUGGGACAUCCCUAAGCUGCAGCGGAUGUGUAACAUCUGACGUAACCGGUGUUGUCAGGUUCUGUGUGGAGCUUGCUGUUGAUGAUGGCAAAUACAGCGCCGCAUUUGUUGUUUUCGAUAAGGAAAUGACAAAACUUACAGGAAAGGAGGCCGAUGUUCUUGCCCUGGACGAGGAUCUAAACGGUGAAGGUGAUGAGCUCCCAAGAUGUCUUGAAGAGUUAGCAGGAAAGGAGUUUGAGCACGAUGACAACAUCCUUCCAAACCGUGAAGCUGAAGUAACCUUGGCAGCCUCAUCCUCUGGGCAAUCUGUUUUGGGAAACAGGACUGGUGUGGAAUAUGCUGAAGCGAAUCCACCUGAGGUUGAAGGAGCUCAGAAGAAACGCAAGCUUAGCAGUGAGUAG
Brassica oleracea var. oleracea is the source of this 1281-nucleotide messenger RNA. RefSeq lists its product as uncharacterized. The transcript has 10 exons. NCBI's taxonomy places the organism in Eukaryota, Viridiplantae, Streptophyta, Magnoliopsida, Brassicales, Brassicaceae. Gene Ontology annotation, cellular component: nucleus. Bases 1 to 1281 code for a protein of 426 amino acids. Gene Ontology annotation, molecular function: DNA binding. The record is from RefSeq and is a predicted model, not a curated record. Gene Ontology annotation, biological process: DNA recombination; DNA replication; DNA repair.